Molecule: messenger RNA, 1618 nt
Organism: Lindgomyces ingoldianus
Lineage: Eukaryota; Fungi; Ascomycota; Dothideomycetes; Pleosporales; Lindgomycetaceae
Product: carbonic anhydrase
Exons: 3
Coding region: 387-1346 (319 amino acids)
Molecular function (GO): carbonate dehydratase activity; zinc ion binding
Source: RefSeq, a predicted model, not a curated record
AUUAUAUCUACGACUUGGUAAUCACGUCCUCUCUUCAGCCAGCACCUUUUUUCUCCUCGUCGUGUCUGUGUGUGCGUCUUACCUUCUCAGCCUCCGCUCGGCUCAGCCCUUUCCCUUCUUCGCCUCACAUAAUCUUACACCGACACCCGACAGGUAGAUCCUGGAGGCUUGAAUUUCCGCAUUCAUAUUCCGUCGCUCUUUUUGCACGUUGAUCGUUGCAUUUCCUUCUUCACUAUAUAAACUAUCUUCCUCAUUCACUCACUCCAUUAUCAUUCGAUACUCCACUUUUCCCAAGCUUGUCCAUUCCUCUUCUCUCUUUAUCUUACCAACACAUUCGUUGUUCUUCUCUGCUCUAUUUUACUUGUAAUACAUUCACACUCUUAAUCAUGCUUCUCCAAUACCUCCUGCUGGCCUCCACGGCAUCCGCAACCUGCCUUCAUGGACUGACAAAGUUCAAACGCGCGGAAGAAGGCGAAGGCGUCCAAGUUGGCACCUUUGGAUACACUGGAUUAAAAGGACCUUUGAACUGGGCUUCCCUCGCACCAGAGAACCAAGCUUGCAAGACUGGAAAACAGCAAUCGCCUAUCAACAUCGACGACUCAAUAUCCCUCGCAACCGAGGCCCCCGUCCUCGAUAUCCCGGAACAGAAAGUCGAGUUCGAGAACCUCGGCACUACUGUCGAAGUGAUUGUAAAUGGUACGACUAAGUUCGCAGGCCAGGACUUUCGGCUCAAGCAAUUCCAUCUCCAUACACCGUCAGAACAUCGUAUCGGAGAGGAGUAUUUCCCAUUGGAAAUGCAUAUGGUGCAUGAAGGUGUCACCGAUCCAAAUGCCCUUGCCGUCAUCAGCGUUCUCUUCCAACUCUGCACCGGUGCCCCCAGCCCCCUCAUCGCGGGCCUACAACCCCAUCUCUCCGCCAUCGCAACUCCCGGCACCAAGACUGAGAUCGAAUCCCUCGAUUUCGAAGCCCUGAUCGAGCACGUCCAAACCACGCCUCUCUUCCAGUACACCGGAUCCCUGACUACGCCUCCCUGCGAAGAAGGCCUGACUUUCCUUGUCACCAAAGAGCCCUUGAAGGUUGAUGUUGAGACUUUUAAUGCAAUUAAGGGCGUUGUCAAGUUUAACAGCAGGUACACCCAAAAUACGCUAGGUCAAGAGAAUUUGAUUGCUGUUGCGGGUGUGGCCGGCACCGAUCAACAGUUCAAUGCUGAGCAGAAAGAGAGUGCACCGACGUCGACAGUGAAGGUGGAAGAAAGUGGGCCGAUUACUAAGGGCCAUACACUUGUCAUCACUGAGAUCCAGGGUCAGCCGACGAGUCUGUUGGGGGUUGUUGUUAAAAAGAACUAAGUCUGGGGAGUGAAAGGAGACCGAGAUCAACGCGGAGGUUGAUUGAUUGGUUGGUUGUCCGUCUGUUAUAGAAGUUGCCCAUGUGUCAAGAUAUCUGUCCGGUUACAUACUAUGCAGCAGAGCAUAGCAUAGCGAGGUGUAUGGAGCCGUUGUUGGAAAGAAGACAUUGAAUGCAUAACAUAUAUACUGGCAUAAGGCGUUCCUUUAUACAAGGUAAACUUACGUUCAGAUAGCAUAUUUCCCUUUAAUUAUCGUAGGUUUUGCUCAGUAGA